AUGAUGGCAAAACCCCCAGAGGAGAUGUGAGGCCUUAAGUGUGGAAUUUUUGGAAAUACCAUACUGAGACAAUUCUUUUUUCUAUUUGACUUUGCUCAUGAAGAGGUAGAUCUGAGGGAAGAGAUGAAGUCCCAUUGGGAUGGGAAAGUGAGGUUGAUUCGCAGUCCACAACGACUAGGUCUCAUGAGAGCUCGAAUGCUUGGGGCUGAGAAUGCUUCUGGACAGGUGAUAGUGUUCCUGGACAGCCACUGUGAAGUGAAUGUGGAUUGGCUCCCUCCUCUUGUGGAACCCAUUGCAUCCUCUCAUGGAGAUACUGUCACCAUCCCCAUCAUUGAUAUCAUUCAACCAGAUACUUUCAAGUAUGUCUCUUCACCCAUGGUCAAAGGAGGAUUCAAUUGGGGUCUGCAUUACAAAUGGGACAACAUCCCUAGAUCUCUAUUACGAAAGCCUGAAGAUUUUGUCCGACCAAUUGCGUCACCCACAAUGGCAGGAGGAUUGUUUGCCAUCCAGAAGGACACAUUCUUCCAACUAGGAGGAUAUGAUCCUGGAAUGGACAUUUGGGGAGGAGAAAAUCUGGAAUUGUCUUUCAAAAUUUGGAUGUGUUUGCCACAAGGAAGACUUGUAAUUGUUCCUUGUUCCCGUGUUGGCCAUGUGUUUCGAGGACGGAGACCUUAUGGAUCUCCCGAUGGAACUGAUACGAUGCUAAAAAACUCUCUCCGUGUUGCUCACGUCUGGAUGGACGAGUACAAGGUGGAAGGAAACUAUAGUCUUUGA
Messenger RNA from Darwinula stevensoni, 774 nucleotides. NCBI's taxonomy places the organism in Eukaryota, Metazoa, Arthropoda, Ostracoda, Podocopida, Darwinulidae. The record is from the annotation of a GenBank genome assembly.